AUUGAUGAAAAAAGCUUGGAGUAGAUCUGCAUCCUAAAUAGUGACAAUGUUCACUUAAGCAUAGUAAAAAUAUGAAAAAUAUUGUAGAUAAGAGAUGGAGCUAAUUGUUGCUAAACGACAAUUUGAUGAAAUGUCAAAAGAAUUGAAAUAAAGAAGAGAGUAAAUCUAUGGGAGAAUGAAAGGAGUCCCAAAAAUAGAAAAGAAACCUGAGUCAUCUGGUAAAUAGGAAAAGUUUAAAUCAAUGGUAAAUAUUAAUAAAUAAAUCUAAGGAUGAACAUAAGAUUACAUUAUAAGAGCUAGAAAACAAGAUGUAAACAAAUAUUAUCAAUGGAAUUGAUACAUAAGAGGCUGAAAAGAGAUUAGUCGUACAUGGAAAAAAUUAAUUGACAGAAAAAAAAUAAGUUCCUUGGUAUUUAAAAUUAUUGCAUGAAUUAACAUCAGUAUUUGCAUGCAUGAUGUGGACAGGAUCAGCAUUAUCAUUCAUAGCUUUUGGAUUAACACCAGAAGAUCCUUCAAAUUUAUAUUUAGCAAUAGUAUUGGCAGUUGUGGUAACUGUUACAGGAAUAAUGGCUUAUUUUUAAAAUCAAAAAUCUGCUGCAUUAAUGGAAGCAUUUAAAAAUUUUAUACCACCUGAAACCUAGGUUAUAAGAAAUGGAAGAUAGAUGAAAAUUCCAGCUGAAAACUUAGUUCCAGGUGAUUUAGUUGUAGUAGAAUUUGGUAAAAGAAUACCAGCAGAUAUCAGAAUAAUAGAGAGUAAUGGAAUUAAAGUAGAUAAUUCAAGUUUAACAGGAGAAACACUAUUAUUAUAAAGAACUCCUGAUUGUAGUCAUCCAGAAAAUCCUUUAGAAACAAAGAAUCUUGUAUUUUUUGGAACUUUAUGUAAAGAGGUAUAAAAUUAUAAUAUAUAAAAAGGGUAAUGGAAGAGGUAUAGUAAUAUUUACUGGUGAUAAUACAGUAAUUGGUUAAAUUGCAGGAUUAGCUAUGUCAUCUGGAGAGGAAGAGUCUGUUUUAAGAAAAUAAAUCAAUCUUUUUGUAAAAAUGAUAGCUAUAAUUGCUUUAAUAUGUGGAAUAGUCUUUUUCAUUUUAGGUAUGUCUUAUGGAUAUCCUGCAUUAUAAAAUAUUAUUUUGAUGAUGGGUAUUGCUGUUGGAUAUGUACCAGAAGGUUUGAUUGCUACAGUAACAGUAGCUUUGAGUUUGACAGCAAAGAGAUUAGCAUAAAAGAAAGUGUUAGUUAAAAAUUUAGAAUGUGUUGAAACUUUAGGAUCAACAUCUUGUAUAUGUUCUGAUAAGACUGGUACUUUAACUUAGAAUAAAAUGACAGUUGAACAUUUAUGGUAUAACAAUAAAAAAGUUAAAGGUUUGAAUUACUAAAAAUUUGGUAAGAAAUAUAAUUACGAAUACGAUUUAUAGAAUAAAGGAUUUUAAGAUUUAUUUGAAUGCGCAUCAUUUUGUUCAGAAGCUGUAUUUGAUCCAUCAUUACCAUAAGAAUUAAGAAUGAAGAUUUAGAAUGAUAAAUUAUUAAAUCAAUAAUAGAAAGAAUAGAAAAUUCAAUUAGCAACAAAUGAUUGGGAAAUUAAAUACUAAUCAAUGAGUUGGUUAGAGAGACCUACAAUAGGUGAUGCAUCAGAGAGUGCUUUAAUUAAAUUUUUAUAACCAAUAAAAGAUAUAUUAGAGACAAGAAAUAGUAAGAAAUUAGCAACAGAUGUAGAUGGUAAAAAUACAAGAAUGCCAUUUAAUUCAAAUAACAAGUAUGCAUUUGUUAUACUUGAAUAUGAAACAGAAGAAUCAUUUUAUUGUUUGAUGUCAAAAGGUGCACCUGAAAGAAUAUGGGAAUUAUGUACAACAGUAAAUAAUGAUGGAAAUGAGGAAUAAAAAGAUGAAAAUUGGGAAAAGGCAUUUAAAUCUAUAAAUAAGUCAUUUGGUAAAAAUGGAGAGAGAGUUUUAGGAUUUGCUAAAGUUCAUUUACCAAAAACAGCAUAUCCAAAAGGAUAUCCCUUUAAUUUAGAUAAAAUGAAUUUCCCUUGGAAUAAAUAAUAAUUUUUAGGUUUGUUUUCAUUAAUUGAUCCUCCAAAAGAUUCAGUACCAGAUUCAGUAAUAAAAUGUAAAACAGCAGGUGUAUAAGUAAUAAUGGUUACUGGAGAUCAACCUGUAACAGCAGCAUCAAUAGCUAAAUAAUGUAAUAUAAUAACUGAGAAAACAGUUAAUGAAAUAGCUGAUGAAGAAGGAAUAAGUUUUGAAGAAGCAUUCCAUAGAUCAAAUGCAAUAGUAAUACAUGGAGACUCAUUAACAAAAAUGAUGAUAGAUGAUGAAGGGAAACCAGAAUCUGAAUAAGGUAGAUAAUUAUAAGAAUGGCUUAGUAAAUCUUAAAUUGUAUUUGCAAGAACAAGUCCAGCUUAAAAAUUAAUUAUUGUUGAUGGUUGUUAAAAGAAAGGACAUAUUGUGGCUGUAACUGGAGAUGGAGUUAAUGACUCUCCAGCUAUUAAAAAAGCUGAUAUUGGUAUCUCUAUGGGUAUAACAGGAUCAGAUGUUGCUAAAGAUGCUGCAGAUAUGAUAUUACUUAAUGAUGAUUUCUCUAAUAUUGUUAUUGGUAUAGAAGAAGGUAGAAAAAUUAUAGAUAAUCUAAAAAAGACUAUUGUAUUUGUUUUAACUGGUAAUAUAGUUGAAGUUAUUCCUAUAUUUGCUUACUUUAUCUUAAAUAUUCCAUUACCUUUAACUACUGUCUUAAUUCUUUGUAUUGAUGUUGGUACUGGUAUUAUUCCAAGUACUGCUUUUGUCUAUGAAGAAGCUGAAUUAGAUAUUAUGACAAGAAGACCUAGAAAUAAAGAAGAAAAUUUAAUUACUCCUAAAAGUAUUGUAUUUGCCUAUGCUUAACAUGGAUUCAUUUAACUUUGUGGAUGCUUUUUAGCUUACUUUGUUGUUUUCUACGAUUAUGGAUUUCUUUCAGAUUCUUUAUUGGGAAUCCUUGCUAAAAAUGGUGUUAUUCCUAAACCUACUGAUGAUUUUGAUCCUAAUGAUAGAUUCUUUGGCAACACUAAUCUUAAAAAUAUUUAUACUGAUCGAGUUUAAUAAUAACCUGAAACUGUUGGAUAACAUUGUAUUUCAGAUGAUGAAACUAAAUUUGAGACUAUUGAUUGGUUAUUCUCUAAAAAUAAUGAUGUAGAUUUGAGAAUGUAUUAUAUUCAAUGCAAUACUCAAACUAAUUAAUGGGAGUUAAGUGUUGUUUGGGGAGAAUGUUAAAUAGACUAGAUAUCUCCACUCAGUAACAAGCCUGUCUGUUACAGUACUGAAGCCUUAUAAUAUGCUUAAACUGCUUACUUCAUUGGACUUGCUUACACUUAGAUGUGCAACUAUCAAUCUUUAAAGACUCAUAAAUCUGCAGGCAUCUUUUAAGGUUUCAAUAAUGUAUUUAUGCAUUUUGGAUUCAUGACUCUUAUUAUCUUAGUUAUGGGACUUACUUACGUUUAAAGCAUUAAUGUGGCUUUCCAAACUAGAGAUCUUUUAUUUUAGCAUUAAAUGCUAGCAUUACCUUUUGGUCUCUUAAUGUAACUUUGGAAUGAAGCUAGAAAAUACAUGGUUAGAAAUGUUCCCUAAACCACACAAACAAUGCCAAAUUGGUGGGCAAGAUGCACAUCAAUUUGAUAAAUUGAUAUUCAAUUAGAU
This is a messenger RNA of Paramecium sonneborni, 3660 nucleotides long. The record is from the annotation of a GenBank genome assembly. Lineage: Eukaryota; Ciliophora; Oligohymenophorea; Peniculida; Parameciidae.